GCCGGAAGUGGGAGAGAGCUACUUCCGGUGGCGGCGAGCCGGUCGCUCGGCCAGGCGUCCCCGCUCGGGCCUCCCUUUCUCCUGCCCCCCCCCGGGCGGACCCCCCGACAAGCGGCGCCGGGGGGAGGCGGAGAGGAGGUGAGCCCAGCCCGGCAGGAGGCGCCCUCCCUCCCUCCCCCGUCCGCGCGGAGCUCCCGCCUCUUCCCUGAGUGCCGGUGGAACUCGCGGCCACUGGAGCCCGGCCCAGCGCGGAAUCUCCCAGGCUUGUCAACAUGACCAAGAGAACGGAAAGCCUCCAUUUCCAGUUUGACAACUACGGGGAUUCGAUGCUGCAGAAGAUGAACGAGCUGAGGAAGGAGAACAAAUUCUGCGACGUCACCGUCUGUAUCGACGACCUGCAGGUCCACGGCCACAAGAUCGUCUUCGCCGCCGGCUCGCCCUUCUUGAGAGACCAGUUCCUGCUGAACGACUCCAGGGAGGUCAAGAUCUCCAUCCUGCAGAGCUCGGAGGUCGGGCGGCAGCUGCUCCUCUCCUGCUACAGCGGCGUGCUGGAGUUUCCCGAGAUGGAGCUGGUGAACUACUUAACGGCUGCCAGCUUCCUUCAGAUGAGCCACAUCGUGGAGCGCUGCACGGAGGCGCUCUGGAAGUUCAUCAGGCCCAAACAGAAGCUGGAGAGCAAAGUGGAAAGCCCAGCCAGGGCCAACUCUUCCCAGCCGAAGGAGACUGUGGGAGCCAGUGGGGAGGGGGGGGAGGAGGAGGAGGAAGAGGAGGAGGAAGAAGACAACGACGACGAGGAGGAAGAAGACUCCUUGCCUGAUUCGCCUUGCCUCCAGCCCUCGGAGGACAGCAUGGACAAUAGCGACAUCCAGAUCGUGAAAGUGGAGUCUAUCGGGGAGGUGGGGAGCAAAAAGGACCCCGGUCAGUUUAUUUCCUCCGAACAGCAACAGCAAAGCUCCCUUCCUUCCUCGGAGCCCCAGCAUUCUCUGAUCAACUCCACCGUGGAGACUCGCGUCGGCGACCUGGAGCAAAGCCAGCUCCACAACUACGCCCUCUCCUACUCGCCGGCCGACAACCUCAUCGUGGCUUCCAAGGAGCUCUUUGGGCCCAGCAACCGGGCAGUGGACAAGGGCCUGCAGUGGCAUCACCAGUGCCCCAAGUGCACCCGGGUCUUCCGGCACCUGGAGAACUACGCCAAUCACCUGAAGAUGCACAAGCUCUUCAUGUGCCUCCUGUGCGGAAAGACCUUCACCCAGAAGGGCAACCUCCACCGGCACAUGCGGGUCCAUGCGGGGAUCAAGCCCUUCCAGUGCAAGAUCUGCGGGAAGACCUUUUCCCAGAAGUGUUCGCUGCAGGACCACCUCAACUUGCACAGCGGGGACAAGCCCCACAAAUGCAAUUACUGCGACAUGGUCUUCGCCCACAAGCCGGUCCUGAGGAAGCACCUCAAGCAACUUCACGGCAAGAACAGCUUCGACAACGCGAACGAGAGGAGCGCUCAGGACUCCGUCAUGGACUACGACGCCUUCGGCUGCAGCUCCGGGGCCGACUCCAAGGGCUGCCCCACGAACGAAGCCAGCCAGGUGCUGGAUGCGGGGAAGCUGGCCCAGGCCGUGCUCAGUUUACGGAGCGAAAGUGCCUGUGCGAACUAAGGGGUUGCCCCCAGCCUCUCUUGGCGAGCGAGAAGACCCAAACGGCUGUGGUGGGAGCUGGCCUAGGCCUCAAACCCCGGAAGGGCUCCGCUUUUUUGAGCUCGGGGGGGCCGAGCCUAACCUCGUAGCAGGCCUUCGCCUCUUUAGUUCAGUGGUUCUCAAUCUUUUUAAUGCCGCGACCCCCAACCGGUCGUAAGUCGAGGACUACUCAACUGGUGCAGCACCCUUUGCAGAAUGGGACUUUUGGUGGGCUCAGCAGGGCAGAG
Crotalus tigris (Tiger rattlesnake) is the source of this 1915-nucleotide messenger RNA. RefSeq names its product zinc finger and BTB domain containing 26 (gene ZBTB26). The transcript is spliced from 2 exons. Gene Ontology annotation, cellular component: nucleus. NCBI's taxonomy places the organism in Eukaryota, Metazoa, Chordata, Lepidosauria, Squamata, Viperidae. The record is from RefSeq and is a predicted model, not a curated record. Gene Ontology annotation, molecular function: RNA polymerase II cis-regulatory region sequence-specific DNA binding; DNA-binding transcription factor activity, RNA polymerase II-specific; protein binding. The coding region runs from base 273 to 1649 and encodes 458 amino acids. Gene Ontology annotation, biological process: regulation of transcription by RNA polymerase II.